Paraphaeosphaeria sporulosa is the source of this 826-nucleotide messenger RNA. RefSeq lists its product as uncharacterized. The record is from RefSeq and is a predicted model, not a curated record. The transcript has a single exon. NCBI's taxonomy places the organism in Eukaryota, Fungi, Ascomycota, Dothideomycetes, Pleosporales, Didymosphaeriaceae. The coding region runs from base 202 to 621 and encodes 139 amino acids.
GCGCCUCCUGUCCUCUGUCCUCGCCACUCCAAGACACGCCCACUGCACAUGUCCCAUGAUGUAACGUCGAUGAGCGUUGUACCUUUCAGGCGGGCGUAGGGCUACCACAGACCAGCGUGCGGCUGCACUGCGAGCCGCCGCGGCCGCUACCUUAGUCCAUCUCUACAGGACGCAGGUGGCCACGCUGCGAGCGAGUCGCGCAUGUGCCUGGCCUCUGCGCCGCAACACACACCAUACAAAGUCUCACCUCAUGAGCCACCGCUCCUCCUGCUCCUAUCCAUUACGCCCUGCAGGUGUUGCGAUAAUCGUUGCUUCCGUCCGUUGCCAGCCCGCCAUUUUCGUAUCCAUCAGUGUUCCGUGCCCCUUUGGGAUGACGUACACUAUUCGACCACCCUUUUCUUUCAACAUCACCGGGACAGCAUGAAUUUCCGAUGUGUUUCACGCCUAGAUUAUUUCGAUGUCGCUAGUCCUGCUCCGAUCCACUCUCAUCCGAACUGCCGGCCUGAAGAAGAUUGCGCCCCAAGCAGGAAACAUUCGCCGCCAUGGAGGCCAAAGGAUUUAAACCCCAUACGGCGCCCCGUCUCGCUCGCCUGUGCGCAAUGUGCGGCCAGUGAGCCAUGACUGGACACGACCCUUUUGCAGUUCAAUGGCCGAAAUAGCCCUGAUGAUACGUCCAACCAAUAUGAAUGCACCGCGCCACAUGUCCAAAUACCUCAGGUAUUCAACCUCGUAGGGAACCAUGAUCCCGCGACCAUUGCAACUCUAGUUCUGCACCGCCACAAUGCGCUCGAUUAUUGGUUUGUGUUGCUGAGACAAAGAGCUCGGG